AAUCGAAAUGGAAAGCUGACGAUGCCAUCCGAUUUUGGCAACAAAAAUACGACAGAAACAACAGGAUGUUGGAUUGAAAUGUCAAAUAUUUCCUCUGGAAUACAAUUUCGUCGAUAUUUCACAUUCUCCGAACUAAAAUAGCUCUUGAACGAUUCUUUCUUGGUAGGUUUACAAACUGUAAACGUCUCCUUUUAAAGUACUUGAAAGUAAAUUUGGCACGGGGUAACUUUUCCACAAGUGAUGGUAAUUUGAAGAUGGACUAUUGACCACUGUUCGCCCACUGGUAGCUAAAAAUUAUUGCUGUUGCAUGAGCUAUUUGUCCUAAUGUUUUCGCAUAUACAAAAAUAAUAGUUUCUGCUUCGCCUGGAAGAGAACCAAAACAAUCGAAGGUGGCGAUAAACCGCACGUUGAAAAGAGUUGUUUAUUUUUAUUUUUAAGAAUGUUCCUGUCAUCGCCUUCUUGGCAGAAGGGCCGGAGCGACUUUAUUUCUUCUGUUCAUGCUUAGAUUUCGAAGAAAGCCAUAGUCAAAACAUGCCUUGCUGGCCAUUACACCUUCUACCUAACGUCCCUUUUUCUUAUACAAUCAUUCCGAUCUCCUGUGCACUUUAACUUGAGCGCGAAAUGUUUGGCGGUUUUACCUUCAAUUGUUGUCAGCUAGUCGGAGGCUGAAAAACAGAUGCGUUUUCUCCUCAAAUCAUUUUGGGAGAUCAAUCCGCUGAGGAACCAAAACAGGUUUUAUAAGGAGAUUUCGAUGACAGUUCGGCAUUCCAGAGGGUGAUCAUACGGGAACUGCGCGAGUGGGCGGAAGUGACGAUAAAGGGAAGGCGGAGACCGAAUAACAUUCGACGAUUCUGAUUGGUCGAUCAAUUAGCAAAUGCGCGGCAAGAACGCGCGGAGUUAAUGAAGUACCUAUUUUCUGAGCGAGAUUGAGUGUGACAGGUCAAGGCUGACCGAAUAUUUCUAUACUGGCUGGGUCUACAGGAAGGUGACUUCGGAUUGAAACUCUUCGACUUGUAGAUUUGUGACAAGCGGGGAGCCUUGACUAUCAUUCACAAUGGCCCUUACCCCGCGCACAGAACCGAUUGAAAAUUACUUCGAUAUUUUCGACGAAAUUGGAAGAGGGCAGUAUGCGGUCGUGAAACGUUGUAGAGAAAAGGCAACGGGGAAGGAAUUCGCUGCUAAGUUUGUCCGCAAGAGAAGGAAAGGCAAAGACUGCAGAGCCGAGGUCUGGCAUGAAGUGGAAGUGUUGAACGCGACGAAUUUUCCUCAUCAACAUCCACAGAUAAUCACACUUUACGAUGUUUUUGAGACCAGGAGCGAGGUCAUUCUCAUCUUAGAACUCGCACUCGGCGGGGAUCUACAUCGGCACUGCAUCGCUUACGAUAGCGACGAACCUGCUUCGAGUAGAAGCGAAAGAGAAGUGGUGUUUUUACUCAGACAGAUUCUCGAAGGUGUCAAACACAUGCACGAUCAGGACUACGUUCAUUUAGACAUUAAGGUGAGAAGUGUGAGGCCUGUGGUGUUGAUAUUGUGUUUGAGUUGUUCUUGCUUCCUAAUGUUUGUUUGGUUUGCUGGAGAAGAUAAACAAGAAACAUGCUACAAUGUUUCCUUAGCUUCGCUAGAUUUUCCAGAGGAGUAUUUUAAGAACAUCUCUCACACUGCACAGGAUUUUAUUAAGAGACUUCUUCAAAGAGAUGCAGAUGACAGGCUGUCAGUCCAAGAAUGUUUAAAUCACCCCUGGCUAAAUACAGAGGAACUUUUCCAACGAAGUCCCAUACGGAAGAGUAGACGGUCUUAUGGUUCAGAGCAAAGUAAAAAGAGGAAAAAGAUUCGAAAGAUGCAACAGCAAAAUGGGAUAGCUGAUGGGAAAGUGAUGACCAUUGUGAAUGGCAGUGAUUCAAGAUGAGAAAACCUUCCACCACGCCAUCAUGAUAUGCUCAGCAGUAUUCCAGGCAUUUGCAUAAUUGCGAUACAGAAGCAGAAAUUUUUGCUGUGGAAUGUAGAUACAUUUGACUGGCCCUACUGUACAUGUGGUUGCCCAGUAUUUUAUCUGAACCACAAUGGAUCCAAGUCUCCACUGGCUGGAAAUGGUGAGAAUUUCCAGGCCCAGUAAGAUCCUGAACCUACAAGUUACAGAAUGGAAAAGUAUAAUAAUAUAUUUAAAGACUUCUGUUCUGGAAUCUGUAAAUGCCAAAUGCCGUUACAGUAAAGGCACUUUUGGGA
Messenger RNA from Orbicella faveolata, 2223 nucleotides. RefSeq names its product serine/threonine-protein kinase 17A-like. NCBI's taxonomy places the organism in Eukaryota, Metazoa, Cnidaria, Anthozoa, Scleractinia, Merulinidae. Gene Ontology annotation, cellular component: nucleus. Gene Ontology annotation, molecular function: protein serine/threonine kinase activity; ATP binding. The record is from RefSeq and is a predicted model, not a curated record. Gene Ontology annotation, biological process: protein phosphorylation; intracellular signal transduction; positive regulation of apoptotic process.